CUGACAUAGAUGAAACAAAAUCUGCAUAACCAAUUAAAGAAAUUUAUCAUUAAAAACCUUUCCACCAUUGGGCACAGUGGUUUAUGCUUGUAAUCCCAGCACUUUGAGAGGCUGGAGGAUCCCUUGAGGCUAAGAGUUCAAGACCAGCCUGGGCAAUACAAUGAAACCCUCUCUCUAUUAAAAAGAAAGUAACUGGAUGUGGUAGUCUGAGCCGGUAGUCCUAGCUUCUUAGGAGACUGAGGGAGGAAUUUGAGGUUGCAGUGAGCUGCGAUGAGGGAUACAAUCCAAUAGUGUAGGUGAGACUGAUGAUACCAGAGACCGAGGCAAUAACUGAUGAAGCAAUGCCCUGGAGAAUGCUAGCCCUGGGAUCUAAAGUACAGUGGAGGGAUUUGCUCAUUGACAGGAAGAACAUUGUCCAGUGUUGGCCAAAAGUGGAAAGAGAUAAGAUGGGUGCACAUAUUGGUAGUUUUGUAGAUUUAGUCGUGGCAUGAUGGAGUUCCUAUCGAAGUUUCUACUUUCUCAACGAAUUUUCCAGAAAAAAAAGGAGAGGCCGUUUCCCAGGGAAUGCAAAAUUCUGAAGGCUAACAAGGGACGCCAGGUUUUGGACAACUGCAAAUGGUCCUCUUCAAACUAAGAGCGUGAGUCGAACACAGGCUGGAGUGUCAAGGGAGAAGGCAGGAGUCUGGGCCAGGUGUGAAGACUUUUCCGAGCCCCGGGCGCUGGAGCUAAGGGGGCUGCCCCGCGCCUCAGCAGGGCAAGCGAGGCGCUCCAGUAGCAACGCGCCGACAGCGGGAAGGGCGGUCUCGCGCAGGACCAUUGGGACCAGGUAGGCCGGCGCAUGCGCACAGCGCGGCGCCGACUGGCGCUCCUUCUCCCGGUUUGCGGUGUCUCUCCUGGUUCUUGACUUGGGGACGGUUUGCGGUCCCGGCGCCCGGGAUGGAGCAGCUGGACGAACUGGAGCUGCUGAUGGAGAAGAGUCUCGGGGAGGAGGCUGCGCUGCCGGCAGAGCUAUUUCAGAAGAAAGUGGUAUCUUCUUUUCCUAAGACAGUUCUGACGGGAGGAAUGGAUAACCGGUACCUGGUGUUAGCAGUCAAUAUUGUGCAAGAUGAAGAGGGAAACCAUGAAAAGCACCUAAUCAUCACUGCUCACCAGUCACUACAAUGUAAAGAUCGGUGCAUCCUUAGGAAUGACUGGUGCUCUGUACCAGUAGAGCCAGGGGAUAUCAUUCAUUUGGAGGGAGACUGCACAGCUGGUACUUGGAUAAUAGAUAAACAUUUUGGAUAUUUGAUUCUAUAUCCAGACAUGCUGAUUUCUGGCACAAGCAUAGCCAGUAGUAUUCGUUGUAUGAGAAGAGCUGUCCUUAGUGAAACGUUCAGGAGCUCUGAUCCAGCCACACAUCAGAUGCUAAUUGGUACGGUUCUUCAUGAGGUAUUUCAAAAAGCAAUAAGUGAUAGCUUUGCCCCAGAAAAGCUACAAGAGCUUGCUUUUCAAACUAUUCAAGAAAUAAAGCAUUUGAAGGAAAUGUACCGCUUAAAUCUGAGUCAAGAUGAAAUCAAACAAGAAGUAGAGGAGUAUCUUCCUUCAUUUUCUAAAUGGGCUGGAGAUUUCAUGCAUAAGAAUACUUCAUCUGACUUCCCUCAGAUGCAGCUGUCUUUGCCAAGUAAUGGUGGUAAGAAUAACUCAACGUGUAACAUCGAAGUAGUAAACUCAGUGGAUAUUGAAGAAAGCAUUUGGUCCCCUAGGUUUGGAUUGAAAGGCAAAAUAGAUGUUACAGUUGGUGUGAAAAUACAUCGAGGGUGUAAAACAAAAUACAAGAUAAUGCCAUUGGAACUUAAAACUGGGAAAGAAUCAAAUUCUAUUGAACACCGUAGUCAGGUUGUUCUGUACACUCUGCUAAGUCAAGAGAGAAGAGCUGAUCCAGAGGCUGGCUGGCUUCUCUACCUCAAGACUGGUCAGAUGUACCCUGUGCCUGCCAACCAUCUAGACAAAAGAGAAUUAUUAAAGCUAAGAAACCAGAUGGCAUUCUUUUUGUUUCACCGUAUUAGCAAAUCUGCUUCUGGACAGAAAACACAGCUUGCUUCUUUGCCACAAAUAAUUGAGGAAGAGAAAACGUGUAAAUAUUGUUCACAAAGGGGCAACUGUGCCCUUUAUAGCAGAGCAGUUGAACAACAUGCGGAUGACAGUUCAGUCCCAAUUGUCAUGCUGCCCAAAAUAGAAGAAGAAAUCCAGCAUCUGAAGCUUACACACUUAGAGUAUUUCAGGCUUUGGUGUCUAAUGUUAACUCUGGAGUCACAGUCAAAGGAUAACAGAAAAAAUCACCAAAAUAUCUGGUUAAUGCCUGCUUCAAAAAUGGAGGAGAAUGGCAACUGCAUUGGAAACCUGAUUAGAACAAAACAUGUAAAGACAGUUGGUGAUGGACAGUAUUUACAUAAUUUCCUACGUAAAAAUGGUACCAUACCUGUCACAAAUCUAAUGGCAGGUGACAGAAUUAUUUUAAGUGGAGAAGAGAGAACACUGUUUGCUUUGUCCCGGGGAUAUGUGAAGGAGAUUAACAUGACAACAGUAACCUGUUUAUUAGACAGGAACUUGUCGAUACUCCCAGAAUCAACUUUACUCAGAUUAGACCAGGAAGAGAAAAAUUGUGAUAUAGAUACACCAUUAGGAAAUCUUUCUAAAUUAAUGGAAAACACAGAUGUCAGCAAAAAACUUCGAGAUUUAAUCAUUGACUUUCGUGAACCUCAGUUUAUAUUCUACCUCAGUUCUGUUCUUCCACAUGAUGCAAAGGAUACAGUUGCCUGCAUUCUAAAGGGUUUGAAUAAGCCUCAGAGGCAAGCAAUGAAAAAGGUACUUCUUUCAAAAGAUUACACACUCAUCGUGGGUAUGCCUGGGACAGGAAAAACAACUACAAUAUGUACUCUCGUAAGAAUCCUCUAUGCCUGUGGUUUCAGUGUUUUGUUGACGAGCUAUACACACUCUGCUGUUGACAAUAUUCUUUUGAAGUUAGCUAAGUUUAAAAUAGGAUUUUUGCGUUUGGGUCAGACUCAGAAGGUUCAUCCAGAUAUCCAGAAAUUUACGGAGGAGGAAAUUUGCAGAUCAAAGUCCAUUAAAUCCUUAGCUCUUCUAGAAGAACUCUAUGAUAGUCAACUUAUAGUUGCAACAACAUGUAUGGGAAUAAACCAUCCAAUAUUUUCCCGUAAAACUUUCGAUUUUUGUAUUGUGGAUGAAGCCUCUCAAAUUAGCCAACCCAUCUGCCUGGGGCCACUUUUUUUUUCACGGAGAUUCGUGUUGGUGGGGGACCAUCAGCAGCUUCCUCCUCUGGUGCUAAACAGAGAAGCAAGAGCUCUUGGCAUGAGUGAAAGCUUAUUCAAGAGGCUGGAGCAGAAUAAGAAUGCUGUUGUACAAUUAACUGUACAGUACAGAAUGAACAGUAAAAUUAUGUCCUUAAGUAAUAAGCUGACCUAUGAGGGAAAGCUGGAAUGUGGAUCAGAGAAAGUGGCCAAUGCAGUGAUACACCUACCUAACUUUAAAGAUGUUAAGCUGGAACUGGAAUUUUAUGCAGAUUAUUCUCAUAAUCCUUGGCUGAUUGGAGUAUUUGAGCCAAACAAUCCUGUUUGUUUUCUUAAUACUGAAAAGCUUCCAGCACCAGAACAAGUUGAAAAAGGAGGUGUGAGCAAUAUAACAGAAGCCAAACUAAUAGUUUUCCUGACCUCAAUUUUUAUUAAGGCUGGAUCUAAUCCCUCUGAUAUUGGCAUCAUUGCACCAUACAGGCAGCAAUUAAAGAUCAUCAAUGAUUUAUUGGCACAUUCUUCAAUUGGGAUGGUCGAAGUUAAUACAGUAGACAAAUAUCAAGGAAGAGACAAAAGUAUUAUUCUAGUGUCUUUUGUUAGAAGUAAUAAGGAUGGAACUCUUGGUGAACUCUUGAAGGAUUGGCGACGUCUUAAUGUUGCUAUAACCAGAGCCAAACAUAAACUGAUUCUCCUGGGGUGCGUGCCCUCACUAAACUGCUAUCCUCCUUUGGAGAAGCUUUUUAAUCAUUUAAACAGAGAAAAAUUAAUCAUUGAUCUUCCAUCAAGAGAACAUGAAAGUUUUUGUUACAUAUUGGGUGAUUUUCCAAGAGGAUAAAACACUGUUUUCCUUGCCUUUUCAUACAAGGGCAGUAUCUCCUCUAGCUAGUGCCUGUGGUUUGUAUUUUGUUUGCUAUAAAAGUAGUGCCUGGUUAGACUGUGAAGAAAACUUUUAUCUAAAGGGUACAAAAUGAAGUAAAUGUAUUCUAUUCAGAGUUUGCUUUUUGUUAAUUUUUUUGUUAUAAUCUUGUUAAUAUUGUUAAAUAUAAAAUUCUGUCAACAUAUAAAAUUUAACAGAGUAUUUUUUUAAGUACAAGUGUACCCAAAACUGUGAAAAGUCUAAAUUUAUAGGUGUUAUACUACAUGUAUUUUUGUAUGACCCAGAAAAAUAGUUUGAUAAAUUUUUUACUGGCUUUAAAGAUAGAUUAACUUUUGGGUCUCAGCUUUUAAACUCUUAAGUCUAAAUUUCAGUACUAAUUUCAUUUUUUAGAUGUUAUAAUAACUUUAUUUGAAAGACUGGAUAAAGAGAGUUGUUUUGUUUUCAUCAUUUAAGCAUAGUCUUGUGAUGAUGAGAACAUAGGUAUGAUUCUUUUCUGUAUUUCAAGGUCCCUAAUCCACAGACCAUUUUGCUGGGUUUUUUUUCUGACUUUGCUUUUUGAUAUUAGAUGUGUUUUCACUUUAAACUUAGCCUUUUAAAUUAUGACAUGAAUUGAUUACUUGCAGUUAAUUUCCUAUUUUCCCUUAUCACCCUCUUUUAAGUAUUCAGUAUUUCAGUAUUCUAGAGUAGAUUUUGAUAUGAAAGAAAAUAACUCUUCCUUUGAGAAGAAAUUUUGUUUUCUGAAUUGACAAGUUAAAAAGGCAUGUCCCUAUUUUCACUUACAUUUAUAUUCUCCUAUGUUUGGGGACAUUACUCAGUUUUCCCUUUUCGUGUAAAGAUGUUUUGUAAAACAAAAUUGCCCUGGUGAUUAUUUUUGUGGUGACAGACUUUAACCUCAGUGUAUCCAUCUUUGGGCUGGGUUGUAUCUUCCAUUUCUCUGGAGGACUUUUUUUUUUUAAUGGAUGUUAAAUAUGCUAAAAGUUUUUGCUUCUACCUCAUGUUUUUUUAAAACAAUUAUUAAAAUUUUUAUUUAAUAAAUUGUUUUCUACUGAUGGAUCUUAUGGUGUCAUUUAUUAAGUUCAGGGUUGUCUAGCAUUUUCUCUAGUGGUGAUAAGUGAAAUAUUGAUCAUUUUCUAGAGCUGAAACCAAUGACUGGUGGGUGAUAGGAGGACAAACGGGAUGGUCUUGAUCAUGGAGAGAUUAUAGAUCAGACAAGAAAAACUGGAAAGGCUGCUGUCAUAGGAUUUAAAUAUUGGUUAGAUAUCAUGAAGUUAUAAGUCAGGAAGGAAUCUAAGAUAGCAAUUUCAGUUCCUGGGAAUGAAAUGAAUAAGAAAGUUCUUUUGGUUUAGUCAGUGGUUGCUUCAUUCCAGGUUUGUAUGGCCAGAAAAGUAAAACUCCAUAGAAGAGCCUGGGGAGGAGUUCCAUGUUUCCUGUCAUUUUUGGUUCUGUCUUGGUCACAAGAUUCUAGCCAUCUAAUUAUUUUUAAAAGUUAGGAUAUAUCUUCUGUGUAUUAUAUAAGGUGCUGUGAGUUGGAGGCUUGGGAUGAGUUGGAGGUUAAACCCACAUCAGGCCUUCAAGGAGCUAAUAGUGAAGCACAAAUAGGAGAUCCAUGUUAAGGACUAAGAACAACAGUGGCUUCCAGUUACUAACAUAAUUGGAAACAGUUCCAAUUGUGCAGUUCCAGAUCAAAAGUACCAUUAGCCUUGAUAAGGCUUUCCUUAUAGAAGUGUAAAGCCAGGAUGUAGCCAUUCCAGUGGUCCCAUACCUGAAUCAGUUCAGAGUGCCUAGCUUCUGACCUCUCCCUUAUGCUGCUGCUUCUGAUUCCUUUCAUUUCUCCUCAUACCUAAGUCCCCAAAGGUAGCUUUUCCCCAGAGUUCUAAGUCCGGUUUGGUCCUCUUCUUGGACAGUCUCUGGCUUCCACCAUCACCUACAUAGCUAUUUCUCAAACCUGUACUCCACCUUGUCUGUCUUCCAGGUUCCACUUCUAUAACUGCUUUCUAGCUCAUGCUUUCAGGAUAUUCUGUGAGCACAUCAGACUCUCAGUACAAAGAAAUUAAUCUAGAGCAUUCCUCCUCUGAUUGCUUUUUUUUGUUGUAAAUGACACCAUCUCCUCCUCUGAGCUUAAGUCUUGGAAUGUCUUUUCUUUAAAGCACAUUUUUUCCUUCUGUUUACAGAGCAGUACAUGAUUUUAGUAAGAAUUUCAAACAC
Molecule: messenger RNA, 6369 nt
Organism: Microcebus murinus (gray mouse lemur)
Lineage: Eukaryota; Metazoa; Chordata; Mammalia; Primates; Cheirogaleidae
Gene: DNA2
Product: DNA replication helicase/nuclease 2
Molecular function (GO): single-stranded DNA helicase activity
Source: RefSeq, a predicted model, not a curated record